AAGAGACUUGCAAGUUGCAACAAAAAAAAGGUAAAAAAGUAAAAAAGUUGAACAGUGAAAACUACCUAAUAUUUCCAAUUACCUAUCUACAACGUACGGCCAUAUGCGCCUAGGAAUCUCGCAAUGGCUGGUUCACAACUCAAAAGGCUAAAGGCUUCCUUGAGGGAGAAAGGUGUAAUUGGCCCUCAAUUAUCAAAGAAACAGAAAAAAAAGAAUGCGCAAGACGGGAAGGCAACCAGCAAUCGAAGAUAUCAAAAGGCGGCAGACUUGGAGGGCAUACGAGAAGAAUUCAAUCCAUUCGACCUGAAGCACAAUGCUCGCGGUCCCAAGUUUCAAGUAACCACAAAUAGGCCAGCGCCCAACACUACCGCCAAAGGAAGGCCUACUGAGGCAAAGUCUCUCGGCGAGGAACGGCGACGUCAAACCCUUCUUGUCGAACUUAAUCGUCGCCAUAAAGUAGGAGGUAUACUCGAUCGACGUUUCGGAGAGAAUGAUCCGCAUAUGGCACCCGAAGAGAAGAUGCGGGAAAGAUUCGUGAGGGAAAAGCAGCUUCAUAAGAGCUCCGUUUUUGACCUUGAAGAUGACGAACCCGCCGAAGGACUAACUCAUCUUGGGAAAUCAUUAUCGUUUGACGAUUCUAACCUGGUGGAUGACUUUGAGGAAGAUGACAUCUCGGCCGGGUCUGACGCAGCUGCCUCAGAUGAUGAACAUCGUGGCUCGAAGCGUAUGCGUCCCUUUGAUAGCGAAGCCCAGGAUGACGAUGGUGAAGAAGGGCAGCCGGAAAGAAAAAAGUCGAAACAAGAGGUUAUGAAAGAAGUUAUUGCGAAGUCAAAAUUCUAUAAAGCCGAACGACAAGCAGUCAAAGAAGCCGACGAGGAUCUACGCGAAGAACUCAAUAUGGAACUCCCAGUCCUCCGCGAUCUAUUAUUCAGCACAAAAAAGGCACCAGAAAGCGCACCCGCCGACGAAGCAGAAUCUGCAGCUGCUGGGAAAGAGAGAAUGGAGCGUGAUUACGAUCUUCGACUGCGACAAUUGGCACAGGAUAGGAGAGCACAACCUACAGAUCGUACGAAGACCGACGAGGAAAAGGUAGAGGAGGAGUCUAGAAGGCUUAGAGAACUCGAAGAGAAGAGACUUAAGAGAAUGCGUGGAGAAGAAGUUAGCGAUGACGAGAGUGAGGAAGACGUUGAUAAUGACAAGUCAAACGAUCAACCAACAAAUGGUCCGAUUUUAUUCACAGAAACGGAGGAAGAUGACUUUGGACUCGGAAAGGGGAUAAAAACCCAGCCAACGGCGACGGAACUCGGAUUUGACGACGAAGACGAUUUCUUUAUCGAAGAGGACUUAAUAGCCAGUGAUUCGGACCUAGAGCCUAUCGAAAAUGACGCAUCAUCCGACGAAGAAGACGAUGAUGAGUUUACGAAAGGGCUAUUAAACGACGAGGAAACGAAGAACCCGGUGUUUAGCGGUCAGCUCACAGGCUCUGCGGUAUCAACUGACAUUAAACAAGAUUCGAAUGGACUCCCCUAUACAUUUCCUUGUCCACAAACUCUGGAAGAGUUUAUCAGUUUAACAGAAGGAAUCUCUAUACAGCAUCUACCAACAGUCGUGCAAAGAAUCAGAGCGUUAUAUCACCCAAAAUUAGAUAGCGGCAACAAACCGAAGCUCGCCAAUUUUGUGGCAAUUCUCGUUCAGUAUCUAGCAUACUCAUCUAACCAGACAAAACUACCGCCAUUUUCCAUACUCGAAAGUCUUAUUCGGCAUAUCCACUCCCUCGCGAAGUCUUUCCCAAUCGAGACCGCAAACGAGUUUCGCUCGCAACUCGAAAACUUUGGCCGCUCACGGCCACUUACUCCGAACCUUGGCGACUUGGUGAUUCUGACGGCAAUCGGAACCACGUUUCCCACGUCGGAUCACUUCCAUCAAGUGGCAACCCCAGCUGGGCUACUCAUCGCGCGAAAUCUUGAGAGAGUCCCAAAACAAAUUAGGGACUAUGUUCAAGGAGUAUAUCUAUCCACCUUGGCUCUUCAGUAUCAGCAGGUUUCAAAGCGCUACGUACCCGAGUUAAUGAAUUUCUGCCUCAAUGCGCUAUGUGCCUUGGCACCAGAGAAAGCUGAAGAGACUCUGGGGCAAUUUCCCGUUCAUGAUCCCAUGCCAGGGAUCCGCAUUACCGAUGCUCGAUCGCUCGCAACCAGGAAGCUAACCCCCAUGGAUUGUAUUAGAGAGGAUCUUUCCGACGAGGAAGCCCUCUCAACCAAGCUCGCAAUACUUACUACCACGAUGAACUUAUUGGAUGCAGCGGCAGAUCUCUACAGCGGAAAGUCUGCUUUCUUCGAAACCUUCGAACCAGUUAAGAAUGCACUAGCUCAUCUUGGUAGCAAGGCAUGCAAAGCCAAGCUCCCGGCCGCUCUGAAUGAUCAGAUAGAGAAGCUUAGAUCAAAAGUAGAUAGAAUGCUGAGACUGGCCCACAUGGCGCGACGGCCCUUGGAACUCCAUCACCAUCGACCCCUCCCCAUCAAGUCAGCCAUACCUAAAUUCGAAGACUCGUUCGAUCCUAACAAACACUACGACCCCGACCGCGACAGGGCCGAGCUAUCCAAGCUGAAGGCGGAACACAAGAAGGAGCGCAAGGGAGCGAUGAGAGAGCUGCGGAAGGAUGCCAACUUCAUGGCGCGCGAGCAGCUCAGGGUUAAGAAGGCCAAGGACGCGGCGUACGAGAAGAAGUACAAGAGGCUGGUGGCGGAGAUCCAGGGCGAGGAAGGCAGGGAAGCGAACGCAUACGAGAGGGAGAAACAGAUGCGAAAACGGGCCGCGAAGAAAAAGUAAUAGCGUGGCGAUAAAUAUAAGGGGUAAUAAUAAUGAUGAUAAUAAUAUCAUUAUCAUUAUUGUUAUUAAUAGAACUUACCUACUACGAUUAUAUUAUCUCACAUGUUUAGAUUUACACCCAUUCUAGGGUGAAAAGGAAGUACUGUUCAGUAAUCAAAAAAUAGAGCCGCCUCGGCUAAAAUAUUAUUUAGGGGUUCGAGAAGAAGAAGAGAAAAAAAAAUCGAAAAGCUGACGAGCCAUCUAAGAUCUCGCAGGGUAUUGGUGGAAUCUUCCAGCAAUGUAAAGGAAAUCAAGCACGUCAGCCAACUAUUCCCAUCACGCGUAGAUUACGGAUUAGGUGCACACCCCUGAGAAGCCAUGUCCGUUGUGGAUCAAGAGUGAGGUAUCUACCUAACAUAACAUGAGGUAUAUUGGGGUGAGGUGAGGUAAGAAAGCUUAUUCAAACUGCUUUGUGUAUGAUAUAUAGGUAUACUUGGUUACUUAACUCUUGUAAGUUAUGAGGGGGGCUCUUUGGGUAUUGGGUAUUAUGGGUAAGUAGUUCAGGUAGUUCAGGUACCUGUUAUUGGCUUUUAUAUCGAGAAACUGCUACGUCUGGUUUAUUAGGCUCAAUUCGUAUGUGUUGUUAUUCCUCGCGGCGGGGUUGAGAUGUUAGUCGUGAGGUUAUCCAGCUUUAUACGACUAUGCUAAGUAGG
This is a messenger RNA of Daldinia caldariorum, 3518 nucleotides long. RefSeq names its product Nop14-like protein. Gene Ontology annotation, cellular component: nucleolus; small-subunit processome; Noc4p-Nop14p complex. Bases 124 to 2826 code for a protein of 900 amino acids. Gene Ontology annotation, biological process: maturation of SSU-rRNA. Lineage: Eukaryota; Fungi; Ascomycota; Sordariomycetes; Xylariales; Hypoxylaceae. The record is from RefSeq and is a predicted model, not a curated record. The transcript is spliced from 2 exons.